Molecule: messenger RNA, 2869 nt
Organism: Pseudogymnoascus destructans
Lineage: Eukaryota; Fungi; Ascomycota; Leotiomycetes; Thelebolales; Thelebolaceae
Exons: 2
Coding region: 464-2218 (584 amino acids)
Source: RefSeq, a predicted model, not a curated record
CCUCAACAAAUACCGAUAAUACCCUGACCACGAUCAACGAUUGAGCACAUGUCGUCCCAUACCACCCUGCAAAAACUCCGUAUUGCCAAUGUUGCCCAACCUUCACAUGUCAGACAACUGCAUUUGAUUUUCAUUCUAGGCGGAAUUUUAACAAUGCUGAUCGAAUUUUCCGUCGAGACCGGCCCUGACUAGACUGAGAGACUAAUCCGUAUCCAUCGAUGAAGUGCCAUUCUUCGAGAUCAUGCGGCCACUGGUGUCAUGAACAUUGGAAAGAGGAAGCUCUCAAGUUUCGGGAUCACCAUGAUAUGGAGAACCUGGGUGGGGGCAGCUAACAAUAUCUCCGGCGGCAGAGCGGGCGAAUCCCGAGCGUCUGAUUAUGGGGAAGCAUAUAUAGUCCAAUCAAUCCGGGUGGGAUCAUGAACAACGAGAAUUCGCUGCAACCAAAUUCGUCGUCGCCGCCAAGAUGAAGUUCCUCUCCCUCCUCGCCUUGCCUUUGGCAUUGGCCUUGCCCGUCGAGGAUAUUCCUCAGGGUCCCGCUCCUCCAAUGCUGGGUACUCUUGUUGAACCUGCACCUGAGCUCCAGGCAAGAUAUGCAACCCCAACAGUCGUCAUCCCAUUUCCGCAGGCAACAAUUGUUGGCCUCGGAGGUGCAGACGUUGAGAAAUUCCCUGGAAUCCCGUUCGCCAAACCUCCUGUCGGCGACUUGCGCUUGAAGUCCCCGCAACCUCUCACCGAGCCCCUGGGAACUUACCGAGCAACCAAGAACCAGGCCGCCUGCCCGCAGUUUUUCUUCUCGGACGCCCUUGAUGAUUCCAUCCCCACCUCGGUCAUCGGCCAAAUUUUCAACUCGCCCUUUGUCCAGAAGAUUACACAACAGAGCGAAGACUGCCUCUAUCUGAACGUGCAUCGUCCAGCUGGCGUCGCCGCCGAUGCGAAACUCCCAGUGCUCUUUUGGAUGUUUGGCGGCGGCUUCGAGCUUGGCUGGAACACCAUGUACGAUGGAUCUCCAUGGGUCAAGUCCUCUAUUGAGCAGGGCAAGCCCAUGAUUUUCAUCACUGUCAACUACCGUAUCGGAGGAUUCGGAUUCCUGCCAGGUGCUGAGAUUCUUAAAGACGGAUCCUCCAAUCUCGGCCUUAAGGACCAACGUUUGGGACUCCAAUGGGUUGCUGACAACAUUGCCUCUUUUGGUGGUGACCCUGACAAGGUAACCAUCUGGGGUGAGUCUGCUGGCGCCAUCUCGGUUUUCGACCAGAUGGUCAUCAACGAUGGUGACCACACCUACAAGGGAAAGCCCCUUUUCCGCGCUGGCAUUAUGAACUCUGGUUCAGUCAUCCCCGCCGAUCCCGUCGACUGCCCCAAGGGUCAAGUCGUCUACGACACUGUUGUUGAAGCUGCUGGCUGUAAGGGCGCGGCGGAUACCCUCGCCUGCCUCCGCGAUGUUCCAUACGAAACAUACCUCAAUGCAGCGAACUCUGUGCCGGGCUUACUGUCACACACUUCCGUGGCGCUAUCAUACCUGCCUCGCCCCGACGGCGUCUUCCUGACCCAGUCUCCUGAUGUCCUUGUUAUGAGCGGCAAAUACGCGAAGGUCCCCUUCAUCGUUGGCGAUCAAGAAGACGAAGGCACUCUGUUCGCCCUGUUCCAGAGCUACAUUAAGACCCCAGCGGACAUAGUUAAGUACCUUACGACGCUCUUCUUCCACCACUCCACCGAUGCUCAGGUAUCGGAGCUCAUCCAAACAUACCCCAUCGGCUUGCUAAACGGUUCCCCCUUCCGCACCGGCAUCUUGAACAACUGGUACCCCGAAUUUAAGCGCCUGGCCGCCAUCCUCGGUGACCUUACAUUCACACUCUCCCGUCGUGUCAUGCUCCUUGGCACUAGCACUAUGGCGCCUGAUGUGCCAUCUUGGUCCUAUCUGUCCAGCUACGACUACGGCACCCCGGUCAUGGGUACCUUCCAUGGCAGCGAUCUGAUCCAAGUCUUCUUCGGCAUCUACCCCAACUACGCCGCCGCAUCCUUCCGCGCCUACUACCUCUCCUUCGUGGCUACCAUGGACCCGAAUAAUGGCACCAACCCCAAGUACCGCAAGUGGCCGCAGUGGAAGGACGGCAACCAGCUCCUGAACACUUACGCGACCUACAGUAAGCUCAUCAAGGAUGACUUCCGCAGCAAGACGUCCGACUUUCUUGUCAAGAACAUCAAGAGUUUUUACAUCUAAGUCCUCGGUGGCUGGAUUGCGAUUACUUCUUGAAUGAAACAGGGAAGGGAACGCCCGAUAGGAAAUGAAUUGAAACCCCAAGCCAUCAUUCUUGGGCAUGUUAUAUAUCAAGCUAGGCGUUGUAGGUAAAGCGACAAUAUAAUAUUAACUUAUGUCAAAACUGCUGGGUUAUUUAGCUGUAACGUAUUUCACAGCGAAGCGAUCACCAAAACACCAAAACGCGUCAACUUGAUAAAAGUCAACAUGCUGCAACCAACACAAGCUAAACCCUCUAAUCAGGAGGGUAGAAUACUUCUAGCUAUCCAAUCAAUUAAGGAAGGGCAUAUUCAAAGUAUUCGAGCAGGCACAAUGUCGUAUGAUGUCCUGUAUACAGCUCUCUAUAGCGGUUGAAUGGAAAGGCUCCUCGACGUGACUCUACCCCUAACUCACAAAAAUUAACUCCGUACGAAAAGAGUCGGCUCUCGUUCAAUACAGUAGAGUCCCGCUAAGCCGAUGCUCAGUAAGGCAAUGUUCGCGAUAGUGCGAUAUUUUUUCUCGUCCAGAUUCAAAACACGUACAACAACCAAUAUCCAUGAUAUUGCUCUGUUACCACCUAAAUAUCGCCUUAUCCGAUAUUCUAGUGGACCAUUUGGCUAUGCCUCGAAAUAAGCC